AUGUCCAUUGGAGUCUUGGUGACUCUACUCAGUGGCGACCAGACCUGCAUCUCGGUGACCGAGGAUGCGCUGGUAGAUGUGCUGCGGCAAAAAGCGCAGAAGAAGCUGAACGCCAGCAUCGGACCUUUGAUAACUGCUGCUGGCUCGCUGCUUCAGGGGUCUGCUACCCUGAAGCAGGCGGGCCUUCGUGAUGGCGACACGGUCACAGCCAUCCUACGAGAUCCUGCCCUGGCAGCGACGACCGGGGCCUUUGCGCUGAUCCGGGGAGACGGCUCGGUCGUAGCAUGGGGACAUCCCGGCACGGGUGGUGACGAAGACGGUUCGAAGUAUUUUCUGGUUGGUGUUACGUCUUUUACGUCCCUCUCCAAGUACCGAGCUGACUGCAGCGCAGUACUGGAGCAGCUACAGAAGGUGAAGUGCAUCAAAGCCGCAGCGGCAGCCUUCGCCGCACUCCGCGAAGACGGCUCAGUGGUCACGUGGGGUGGGCACGGAGGCCAUAGCGCCGAAGUUCAAGAGCAGCUACACGAUGUCUCAGAGAUCCAGGCCACCUUCGGCGCUUUCGCUGCCCUGCGCACGGAUGGCUCUGUUGUGGCCUGGGGCGACCCAGACGCUGGCGGUGCAAUACCCGACAAUGUCCGGGCUCGCUUACGCGAUGUGAAACACAUCCAGGCGAAUGCACUGGCUUUCGUGGCGCUCCGCGGGGACGGAACCGUGGUCACCUGGGGCCAUCCCCUGGAAGAUGCAGACACGGGCGCUCUUCCGGAUUUGCUUCAGGAUGUUCUCUGUGUCCAGGCAUGCCGAUUGGAUGCCGGGUUCGUUGCCAUAAAGGCCGACAGCGUGGUCGCGUGGGGGUUCGAGCACCCAAUGCUGAUGGGUGGCUUUGUGAAUCCCGGCGGCAGUCGCUUCCUUCGUUGUGGUUUGCAGAUUUCGCGCAACGCAUGGGCCGCUGUGAGCCAAGCAGGGCAUCUCAGCGUGGAGUUUGGAAGAUGGAAUUACCGAGCCAAUUUUGACAUCGUGGAGGCGGAAAGACUUCACGAUGUGGAACACCUACAAUGUUGUGCCGAGGGCACUUUUGCAGCUAUCCGAAGAGACGGCACGGUGGCGACUUUCGGUGACAAGCGGAACAAACCAGCGGUUUUCGUCGAGGAGGAAUUGAAGAACGUGGUACAAAUUCAAAGCAACCGCAGCGCCUUCGCUGCAAUUCGCCGUGAUGGGUCGGUUGUCACAUGGGGUCCAAAAAGCUCUGGAGGGAACAGCGACCAUGUCCAGCACCUUCUCAGCAACGUGAAGGCAAUACAGGCUUCUGAGCGGGCAUUUGCCGCCAUUCGAGAUGACUUGGCAGUAUGUACGAUGAUGCAAGCCUCGGAGAGUGCUCCCACGAAGGCGACGGAAGGGCUGAAGGUCGCAAAGUCGAAAGCCAAGCCCAACGCCGCCAGGAGGCCGAAGCCCAAAGCAAAGCCCAAGGCAAAGCCCAAGGCCAAAGCCAAGGCCAAGGCCAAAGCCAAAGCCAAGGCCGGGUGUUUAAAGAAGCCGAGUCGACGAUAG
Symbiodinium sp. CCMP2456 is the source of this 1545-nucleotide messenger RNA. Lineage: Eukaryota; Dinophyceae; Suessiales; Symbiodiniaceae. The record is from the annotation of a GenBank genome assembly.